ACGUCAAUGCGCGUCAGGCGGAGAACAUGAUGCCUCUUUGCGAGUCAACUCGUGCGCGCUGACUGAUAGAGGGGACCUCGAGCUGUAACAUUAGAGCAGCAUUGUGGCUGCAGGAAGGUGACAGACAAGGUUUUAGCCUUCCUCUCUAAGAAAGAAAAGAAGAAAGAACGAAAAAGAAAAUGGGACGCCUCGUGUCGCCGCUGCCGACAAUCCACUAAAGUCGAUUUUUGAUGGACACGCUUCGAAUGGCGGCGGCGGUGGAGGCGGCUGUUCGUGGUUUGUUUGGAUUUUUAGUCUGGAACAGCUCGAGGAAGCCCGAGUGAGCGCCCCCCGCACGCCGCCACCACCACCCCCAGCGUGUGCCCCUGCUUGUGCGGGUUACCUCUUCGUCCUCCGCCGCCGAGACAAGUACGGUCGAGAACAGCAUGGUCAUGGCUGACAGCGUCCAGAAACCGCUGCUCAGGGGUCCAGUUCGUGUGGGCUUCUACGACAUCGAGCGCACUUUGGGCAAGGGCAACUUUGCCGUCGUCAAACUAGCCCGACAUCGCAUAACCAAGACGGAGGUGGCCAUUAAGAUUAUUGACAAGACACAACUGGAUGCAGUCAACCUGGAAAAGAUCUACAGAGAAGUUCAAAUAAUGAAAAUGCUGGACCAUCCGCACAUCAUCAAGCUCUACCAGGUGAUGGAGACGAAGAAUAUGCUUUAUCUGGUCACAGAGUAUGCAAAGAAUGGGGAGAUCUUUGAUUACUUGGCAAAGCACGGCAGACUGAGUGAAAUGGAGGCCAGGAGGAAGUUCUGGCAGAUCUUGUCAGCAGUGGAAUAUUGUCACAACCGCAAAAUUGUCCACCGGGAUUUGAAGGCAGAGAAUCUGCUUCUGGAUAGCCACAUGAACAUCAAAAUUGCAGAUUUUGGAUUUGGGAACUUCUUCCAGCCUGGAGAACCUUUGGCCACAUGGUGUGGCAGCCCCCCCUACGCAGCUCCCGAGGUUUUUGAGGGCCAACAGUAUGAGGGCCCGCAAUUGGACAUUUGGAGCAUGGGUGUGGUGCUGUAUGUGUUGGUCUGUGGUGCUUUGCCUUUCGACGGACCCACCCUGCCUGUGCUCCGCCAACGAGUACUGGAAGGAAGGUUCCGCAUCCCUUACUUCAUGACAGAAGACUGCGAGCAUCUGAUCCGCAGGAUGUUGGUCCUGGAUCCAUCAAAGCGUCUGUCUGUCGCGCAGAUCAAAGAGCACAAGUGGAUGGCACUAGAUGUUCCGGUGCAGCGGCCAGUUCUGUACAAGCAGCAUGCCUCUGUUGAGGGUGAGACAGGCGUGAGCGAGUAUAGCGAGCAGGUUCUACGUUUGAUGCACAGCCUUGGCAUCGACCAGCACAAGACUGUGGAGUCUCUGCAGAAUAAAAGCUACAACCACUUUGCUGCCAUUUACUACCUGCUAGUGGAGCGGCUAAAGGCCCACCGUUGCAGCUUCCCGGUGGAACAGAGGCUGGAUGCACGUCAGCGGAGGCCCAGCACUAUCGCUGAACAGACAGUCGUCAAGGUAUCGACUACCGGCUCGGCUCAGGUGGGCCUGCUGCCACAGGGGGUCCGUCUGCUGCGAUCCCCUGCGGUUUCCCAAGCCGCAUCUGAUGCGUUCACUUUCGCCCAACCAACCUGCAACCUGGAGCAGAAUUUCAUGGCCGAGGACGUCAACACACCCAAAGUAAACGGCUGUCUACUGGACCCCCUGCCUCCCGUAACAGUGCUCCGCAAGUCCUCCACCUCGUCUCCUAGCAACAUGAUGGAGAUGUCGAUUGAUGAGGGCAUCGAGACCGAAGAGCCUGACACAGAGGAGGAUGCGCCUCAUAUGCUAUUAGCUUAUCAGACGGCUCGCUUCGGCCAGAGACGACACACCCUCUCUGAGGUCACUAACCAGCCGGGAACGUCAAACCAGGGUAAACUGAUCACGCUAGGUCACAAUCCCUCCACGGGAAGCAUGGACUCUGACAUAGGCUACGACAUGGGUUCCAUGCACAGCGACCUCAGUUUGCUCGAGGACUCCCCGUCGCUCAGUGAAGUGGUGCUGGCCAACAGCACGGUGUCCCGCGUCCCACCUACGUCAUUCCUGAGCGCACGGCCUACCAACCCGGCAAUGGCUGCUCUGACCUCGCAGCACAGGGACACCCACAACCGUUCACCCAUCAGUUUCAGAGAGGGACGCCGUGCCUCUGACACCUCACUCACACAAGGUCUGGUUGCCUUUCGACAGCAUCUCCAGAACCUGGCGAGGACCAAAGGCAUCCUGGAAUUGAACAAAGUCCAAAUGCUGGUAGAGCAGAUGGGCUCCGGGGAUGGGACCGUCAUGGGCCACCCGGGACCCCAGCACCACUUGCACAACCUCCUGGAGACUGAGGCAACCAAGCAACAGGAGGGUCCGACUUUAUACCAAGGUGGGCCGCAGGCACCCCUGCUGUCCCGAAGACAAAGUCUGGAGACGCAAUACCUCACCCAUCGUCUGCAGACCAGCGUUUUGGCAAGCAGUCCUGCAAGCUGCCAGAUGUUCUGUAAGGAGUCUCCUCGAAGUUUAGAGCAACAACUACAAGAACACCGACUGAACCAGAAGAGGAUGUACCUGCAGCAGUCACAGGGUCUGGGCUUGCCGGUAUACUUCAAUCAGAUGCAGAUUGCUGAAGGGUCCUAUCCGGCAGUCGGCGCCCCUUUGGACACUGCAACCUCCCAGAACUCGCCCCUAAUGUCAGCCGGCAGCUCCCAGCCACAACCACAGCAACAGGCCUCGCCUUUGUUCGGCCACCCCCACAGCCUGAGCCCUCUGAUGGAACCGGGGGAGGGCGUGCUUUACGACCCCUAUGUGAGUCACCACCACUAUCCCCAGCACUUGUCCAAUGUCCCCCACCUUCAGCACAACCCCCUGCAAACCCUCCACCACCACCAGUUGCCUCAUGAAAACUCAGCUGCUAGUCUGGGUUUUUGCUAUCCUGUAGAGCAGCAAGCCACUGAAGCCUUUCCCCCAGGCCAGUAUGAGUUCCCCCUAGACAUAAGUCUGCUCCCUCCUCCCACCAUCGGUGAGGUGGAGGUGCCCAGGGCCGAGGCCUCUUGCGAGCCGGGCAAACCCGAGGGGCUGGUUCUGUCCGAGCUGCAGAACCCGCUCCUGGAAAGCGAGAUGAUGGAAACUGUGGACUCCCAGCACGGCUUUGUGCUGGUCAACUGAAGCUGAAGCAGUAUUAAGCACGAAGAGCCUGAGCAGCAUUAAGAGCAGAGACUUGGAGAUGCGUCUGUAGCAACAGGGAAAGCAGUGAUUUUCGUACGACAAAUGAAAACUGUGUUUCUUAGUUGGGAUGAACCUUGGAGAACCUUUCGUACCAAAAUCCUUCCCAUAGCUGAUCUCCUUAGCCUCCCUGUCCUCCACCUCGUCGGCACCCUACGAGCAGAGAACAUGCCGGCGCAGUCGAAACUCUUGUACCAAGAGCGAGAAGCUGGCGAUCACCGUGAUGAUCUUGAGGACGGCUGCAGCAUUUCACACAGAAAUGGUUUGGAAGUGAACUCAUUUGGGACUGACUGGCAACCAAAAGCACAAAAUUGCUGGCAGGAAUGGCAAGCUGUUUAAGCAUUGAUUUGAUAUCCCCGAUUUCGUGCACUUUUUGUCCAUGUUAGACCCAGAACAUUAUGGACAUUGCACCCUAGGACGAGCAACACCAGCGACACGUCCGCAAUUUUAUUCCUGAUACAUUUGCGGUAUUAGAAAUCUUUAAGUCUAAAUCAACAGGAAUAAAAUUGCCGACAUGUUAAAAUGUGAUUCAUCCUUGGGUGCAAUUUCUUGAUGAACGACACUCAAGUCAGUCCACAAUUUUCUUUGUGACUUCUUUAGACUUGCAAAUCAGUCAAGUUUUCAGCAAUAAAAUUGAUGAUUUCUUUAGAUUUAGCAAACGGCCAAGGUUUCAGGGAUAAAAUUGUGGCCUGGCUUUAGUGUGGUUAAUCUCAUGGUGCAUUAAUGUUCUGGUGUUUCACAAACCAGCAGUAUUUUUCAGGCGAGUUUUUAAAUAUAGCCACAGGUGUCCUUGUUUUCACUUACUGUAGUUUUCAUUCAAAGGCUGGAGUUCUUCGAUAUCCCAAAAAAAAUGCUCUGGACUUUUAGAGCCUUUUGAGCAAGUAUGUAUUCUCUCUAAUUGUCUUCACUAGUAAAAGUAAGAUAAUACAUGUGCUGUUAACUGAAAGUCGAGGGUGUGAAAUCAAUGCUCAAACACCUUCCCAUAAGGCAGUGUUGUUCUUGACGCUUUGGUCAACAACAAUAUGUAGUCUUCAGACACUUUGUAGUGGAAAGAGAAAACAACGAACAGCCCUCAUUUAUCAUGAAGCUUAAUUUCAAGUGUGACUUUGCACACGAGCAGGUUGUACAAAGGUGGGCACAAUGGUCGUAUUGAUAAUUUGCAACACUAAAAAUGAAGGCACUCAGUAUUUUGACUGGAGGGUUCGCCUAGACAAUACCUAAAGGAGACGACACACACGUAAGACAACGUCUCUCUUCAGUGUUUUCUUUCGUAACUACUGAACUUACACUACUGAAAGGCUCCAAACUCGAGGAGCGCUUGAUUUGCGGAUCGUGAUAAAUGAGGGCACUCGUGGUGAAUGUUUUGGUGACAACAACUUCUUAUUCUACCUUUUUGUGGCAAUACUGAAGCAAUAUUAAUCCUCCGAGGUGACGAUGAAUGAUGUACCUCAUCGGCGCGGCCCACCCUGAUCUGUUCAAUCACAUGGAGCUGAAGACAUCAGCAGGAGCGUAAGUGUGAGUGCGUCAUUUUUGUUUGUUUUGCACAAAUCGGGGAGAAUGUCACGUGACUGAAAAGGACGAGACGCUUUUUCGCCAACGAAUGUAACGGAUGACGCCAAGCGUGACCACUUUUGAGGACAGAAGGCAAAGGUGGUGGCGGAACGAGAGACACUUUUUAAAAAAUAAAUAAAUAAUAAAAAAAAUAGUCUAGUUUUAGCAGCACUCAGACUGUGAUGAAUCCAUUUGAAGUAUCUUCCUUGGCAGGAUGAUGACAAUGUUUAAAGUGUGGUCGAAUCAAAUGGAACAGUGAUUUUGGAGAAGUGUCCCAUAAGCAAGUACAUCAACUGUAGCAACCGCGAUGGACUUCAAGGUCAAAUCCACCGUUAAGACCUUUCACAACGUUUUAUUGUCUUGAUAACAAUAGCAAUGGGCAUCCCUUAUUUACCAAGUACUUUUGGGGCCAAGCUGAAAAGGAAAAUACACCUAUUGAAAAAUAAGGAAGAACUUGUUUGUAGAUGCAAUUUAACUAGAAUAAAGUCAGGUUAACAAAAUAAGUGUAAUGUGGUUAAAAAUGACAUCAUUUAAAGUAAAAGUUACUCCAAGUUUUUCGAGCAAUAUUCAUUAAAUAAAAUACAUCUCAUAAUUUCACAAUUUUGAUAAUCACACGGAAAAAUUUCAUUUUUAUAUUACAGCUAUUCUUGUAAAAUACUAUUCCCUUAAAAAAUUGACAACUAUUCUCGUGAAUGUUUUUUGUAAUUUAAAAAAAAAACAAAUACACUUCAUGUAACAGACUUUUUGACGUUGAAUCACCAUAAUUACAAUUAUUACACAAUUCUGACUUUUUUAACGAUUUAAGAUUUAGACAUGCAUUAGAAAUGAUAAAAGAUGAAUUUUGUCAUCCACACAGUGAAUUACAAAUUCGGUAAAAUAACAUACGUCCAAUUUUUUUUUUUUUUUUUUUUUCCAGAUUGGCCCUAAAAUUCAUUUGUAUUUGAGUUUUCUUUUAAAACACUCACAUCCAACGUUGCAUCAUACUGAAACCUUUUUGAUUUGUUUUUUUUUUUUUAUAAUGAAUUGAUUUUGACACGAUUAAACCAUUGCACAUUUUCCUCACAAUUCUCAAUAGAAGUCCUCUUUUUUUCACCUCACGUUGCCAUCACAUAAGGGUGAAGAUUGGUAACUCCAGCAAUAAUAACAACAGAUGCCCAAAAUGCAUUGCAGCCAUAAGAGACACAAAAAGGACUCCCAGUAUUGGAUUCAUCAUAUUGAAAUGUGGCUCAGGUGUUUUAGAGUGACUUGGCGGAGGACGUGACAUGGACAUUUGUUUGGUAAAGUGUACAAAUUAGCAUAAAUUAGAGUGAGCUGGUAGUAAUUGUAUUCUGUGUGCCUUUUAAUUUUCACAUUUCAAUGACGGUGAUGAAUUCUCUUGGUUGGCACUGGUUUUGUCGUGUCCCUUCCUCAAGUGAGUAGAAAAUGUUUUUACAAAGGUACAAAAACCAAAGUCCCUUAAAGAUUUUGCCAGUAUGAGCCACCAUCUUAGUAAAUUUCAACAAUAUAUAUUUUUUUUUAUCUUGGUGGCUGCACGUGUCAAAAGUAUCCUAGCAAUAUAUUUGUGUAUAGGUGAAAACUGAAAUCAUGUGGAAAGUAGUUGUGGAUAAAUUGCAUUCAUUUCAGAGACACGCCUCCCGCUCACUUGACUCCCUGCUGAUAAACACAACAACGUGAAAUAGGCUUUUUCUAUUUUUUCCCCCCUCAUUGUUGUCGACCACACAUAAGCUAACUUGCUGUUGAGAUUAAAUAAAUUGUUAUUGAACAGCUC
Molecule: messenger RNA, 6579 nt
Organism: Corythoichthys intestinalis (scribbled pipefish)
Lineage: Eukaryota; Metazoa; Chordata; Actinopteri; Syngnathiformes; Syngnathidae
Gene: sik2b
Product: salt-inducible kinase 2b
Exons: 15
Coding region: 426-3203 (925 amino acids)
Biological process (GO): protein phosphorylation; intracellular signal transduction
Cellular component (GO): cytoplasm
Molecular function (GO): ATP binding; protein serine/threonine kinase activity
Source: RefSeq, a predicted model, not a curated record